Molecule: messenger RNA, 624 nt
Organism: Aspergillus niger
Lineage: Eukaryota; Fungi; Ascomycota; Eurotiomycetes; Eurotiales; Aspergillaceae
Exons: 3
Coding region: 1-624 (207 amino acids)
Source: RefSeq, a predicted model, not a curated record
AUGUCUACCCAUCGAUUGACUGAGCACAACCUCUUCAUCCAUGACCAAACCAUCGAUAUCAAGCAGGACCCCAAACGGACCUCCAACCGAAUGCAGGACCAUGGAAAGAAUCAAAACCAGAACCAGAAGCAAAUACCUUCCUGGCUCAUAACUCUCAUAUCAUCCGAACACAUGCACAAGCUCAACUCUCAGUUGGCUCUCAACCUCUCCAAACUUCCUUCAACCACCACCAGCAAUAACACCUCCAAUACCACAAAAGACACGGACAUAGACAUCGACGCAGACAUCCAGCACAUCACAAACGUUCUCUCAUCUCUUCCACCUCACGACCCUAUCUUCUCCAGAUUCAAGUUGCUGGAAGAUAUCCUCAGUACACAAGCACACAGCCGCCAGGAGAACCUUAGCUCAAACCCAAUCCCUCUAGAGCGCUUCCUCACGCCCGGAUACAGUGAUCCGUACUACAUUGUGGAAAGGGCGUUAGAGGAGCUGGGCAUCCCGUUUGGGAAUCUGGAGAGUGGUGAGAUGCGAAGAAACAUGGCGAGGGAGAACGUUGAUGCUGUGAGGGAGGCUACGAUGGGGAUGGAGGCGAAUAGUGUGUGUGAGGGGAGGAAAAUGACUGAAUGA